Molecule: messenger RNA, 894 nt
Organism: Talaromyces stipitatus ATCC 10500
Lineage: Eukaryota; Fungi; Ascomycota; Eurotiomycetes; Eurotiales; Trichocomaceae
Product: conidiation protein Con-6, putative
Exons: 2
Coding region: 432-707 (91 amino acids)
Cellular component (GO): cytoplasm
Source: RefSeq, a predicted model, not a curated record
CUAACAGACUUUCAGCGGAUAUCUACCGAGAUCGGUGGUGCAUGCCCCGAUCUUCACUCACUCCCUCGAUGCUUACUUAACCUAGAGUCAACGACAUCAACUACGCUGCAUAUCUUUUUACCCCGGAUCGAGAACCACAAAAUCAAUUCAAUGUUAAUACCCAUGCAGUGCUAAUGUCUCUUCCCCAUGGCAAUGGCGAAUUCUUACGACUGAAUGACUUCGAUCACCUUGCCACUUGCGUUCGCUUUCCGUCAUAUAGAGCCGUGGCACAUUUGAACACGCCAUUUGGCCACAUAUGAGCACUACAUCAAGGCAUACUUUACGUCGAGAAUCGUUCGAUUCAGAGACUGAUUUUCUCUUCUCCUUCUCGCCGUAUCUGUCUAUCUAAUACGAAGUGCGUUAUUUCAACCAAAUCCAAGAAACAAAUCAAAAUGUCGGCAUUCCAGAAUCUCGAUCCCGCCGGAGUUUCGCCUGAAGACCGCAUCAAUGCUCUUCGGGGCUACAAAGCCACAAUAAAUAACCCUCGCGUCUCUGAAGAAGCGAAGCAGCAUGCACACGAAAUGAUCGAUUCUCUCGGUGGUGAUCAGCCGCGCGCUGAAAUGAAACAAUUCGAUCAGCAACAUGAUCAGAAUCGUGUCGCGGGUGGACUGAAGGCGUAUGUAUUUGCUCUUAUUAUACUCUCAGACAUGGAACGUUGGAUGUGCUGACUGGUAUAGAUCACUUUCGAACCCUAGAGUUAGUCAGCAGGGCAAGAAUCAAGCGCAGGAGAAGCUUGAUAAGUUGAGCGGUCCAUCUGAGUAGAUCCGUCCAGGAUCUUUGUCAAGUUUCGUUUAGAUCGUUAAUCUUUAUAUGUAGUUCUGAGUUUCGAAAUAUCAUGAUGAAUGCUUUUUUUUU